CGCCCCGGGCGCCGGGCGCCGGCGGAAUAAAGCCGGCUGAAGCCGGCCUCGGCCGUGUAGUGCGCGGCGCGGCGAUGGGCGGCGGCCGGAGCGCGCUGUGCGCCCUGUGGCUGUGCGCCCUGCGGCUGUGCGCCCUGCCGCCGAUUCGCGGAGCCGCGGUGCCCCUGCCAGGCGGUGAGCCCGAGUGCAGCCCCAAUGAGUACGAGCCUGAGGGUCUCAGCUGGUGCUGCAAGCAAUGUCCUGCCGGCUAUCAUGUCAGCGCGGACUGUGGUGUAAACCAUGGUGUUCCGAAAUGUAGCCCAUGCGAACCUGGAAGCUUCCUCUCCCACCCAAACGGGGAGACCAGCUGCUGGCCGUGCACUCAGUGUCGGGCGGACCAGGAGAUGGUGGCCGCGUGCACACGGAUCCGCGACAGGCAGUGCCAGUGUGCGUCGGGGAGCUUCUUCUGCGACUCACCGAGCUGCGUGGAGAAUUGCUUCCGGUGUCGAAGAUGUCCUGGCGCUGUCCUUCGGCCCUGCAAUGUCACACACAAUGCAGUCUGUGACCCAGAAGCUGGUACGGAGGCACCAGGAAAAGAAUUACCCAAGGUUGUGUUCAUCCUUGGGCUUGUUUCAUCCUUCAUCGUCUUGGGCAUCCUCCUCAUCAUUGCUGCCUUCUUCGUCAUGUACCGCUAUAAGAAGAAAGGUCUUAAGACCCGAAUCUCCGGUCAGCUGGCUGGAGGUGUCGUGUCCGGGGUGCUGUGGGCCAUGGGGCAGGGAGAGACGGGCGCUGCGUCAGCGUGGGGGCGCCCGGAGGGAGGCAGGGAGCUGGGUGCGGCAGAGCCCCGAGGACGCUCCCCUCCUGUGCUCCUAGCAGGUGUGUGGCCUCACCACUGGUUUUUCAGCUUCUUGAAAGGAAGGCUGGACGGACCUGACAGCGCUAUGGGCCAUCAGCAGAGUGAGUCGUCGCUGCUGCCCCUGAAUCCUGAGACUGACGGGCCAGCCCCUGCCACAGAAACGUCCUCGUCUUGUCGCAUGCUGGAGGAGGGGGGCUCAGCCGUGAAGCCCGAGGCUGGGCCCCACGCAGGCCCCUCCGAGGAGCCGGCGCCCGCUGAGCUGGCGCAGGUGACGCUCGGGGGGAGCCCCGCGGCCCCAGAGCAGGCGCUACCGACGGCCGCCCCCGGGUCGCAGGACCGGCCCAAGGCGGCCCCUUCCCUCAGGACCCUGGAGCAGGAAUAUGAAACUAAGUAUUUUGUAACAGAUACAUCCAAUGAAGACAGGAUCUACUACGAAUUUGAAAACAGGAUUUCUGAUAAACACUGGAAAACAUUUAUGAGGUUUAUCGGGCUGCAGGAUCAUGACAUUGACAUUUGUGAAUGCCAAAACCCCGGCAAUUUGAUGGAGCAGCAUCACCAGAUGCUGCUUAGGUGGAGAAUCCAGUUGGGAAGGGAAGCCUCUGUUUUUAAACUCUUCGCCGCCCUCCAUAAGAUGCAGCUACACAUGUACUUGGAAAAUAUUAUAAACGGGUUAGUUGCCGAAGGCAUCCUGGUCAGACGUUCGGAGACCACGGAUUAAACUUUGGGCUCGGAAUCAUGCCGUUAAGCCGGAUCCUGAAUGGACAUGAUCUAACCUCCUUUCCCCGUUUGCAUCUUACUGGAAACUUCUGGAAUCCCUGAUGGGGCUGUGCACAUUUUCUCCAUAGAUUGUACAGAUAGUUUGUAAUGGGGCGGUCAGUCCUACAUGCCAGCAAGAGUGCUUCCUGCGGGGCCAGACCAGCUGUGGGGACUGUCUGUGGCCAAGGCAGCAGAGGUGGGCAGGAUCUACGUGGAUCCCAGUGAGUCCUGAGCUGGUUGGGCCGGGCGCUGGGACUCUGCUGGCUGCACUCACAUUGCCCAGCCCUUUCCCCAGGCACUGAGGCAGGAGGCCAUUUUUCUGCCCUGAUCAGCUCCUAAAUCUCAGAGAUCUGGGAUGUCCCCAUGACCUGGAACACACUGUGCCUGUGACUGAGGUUCCCCUAUUAAGUAGGAAUAACUUAAUGAUUUGACAUUAUGCCGUAUUUAUCACAAGUAGAGAUAAUAUAUCAUUACAUUUUUUUCUAUAUUUAUAGUUGUUUUUUUAAAUAUUUUUUUACUAGAGAGAGUUCAAGCAGGGGGAGUGGCAGGGAGAGGGAGAAGCAGGCUCCCUGCUCAGCAGGGCUCGAUUCCAGGACCCCGGGAUCAUGACUGAUCCAAAGGCAGAUGCUUAACCGUCUGAGCCACCCAGGGGCCCCUACAGUUUUCUUUUCUCUUUUUUUAAGAUUUUAUGUAGCUUCGAGAAUUUCUGUGAGCAGGGGGAGGGGCGGAGGGAGAGAGGCAAUCCUAAGCCGACUCCCUGCCCAGUGCGGAGCCUGCCGUUGGGCUCCCGUCUCAAACGCUAACAUCAACUUGAGCCGAAAUCAAGAGCCAGGUGCUUAGCCUACUGAGCCACUUCAGGACCCCUGCGAUUAAGUUUUAAUAAAACUUACAUUUUAAA
Mirounga angustirostris (Northern elephant seal) is the source of this 2489-nucleotide messenger RNA. Its product is annotated as tumor necrosis factor receptor superfamily member 1A-like. Bases 75 to 1553 code for a protein of 492 amino acids. Gene Ontology annotation, cellular component: CD95 death-inducing signaling complex; external side of plasma membrane; plasma membrane. Gene Ontology annotation, biological process: TRAIL-activated apoptotic signaling pathway; necroptotic signaling pathway; activation-induced cell death of T cells. Gene Ontology annotation, molecular function: protein binding; tumor necrosis factor receptor activity. The record is from RefSeq and is a predicted model, not a curated record. The transcript is spliced from 11 exons. Lineage: Eukaryota; Metazoa; Chordata; Mammalia; Carnivora; Phocidae.